This is a messenger RNA of Babjeviella inositovora NRRL Y-12698, 1285 nucleotides long. Its product is annotated as mitochondrial 37S ribosomal protein mS35. The record is from RefSeq and is a predicted model, not a curated record. Lineage: Eukaryota; Fungi; Ascomycota; Pichiomycetes; Serinales. Gene Ontology annotation, molecular function: structural constituent of ribosome. The transcript has a single exon. Gene Ontology annotation, biological process: mitochondrial translation. Bases 108 to 1151 code for a protein of 347 amino acids. Gene Ontology annotation, cellular component: mitochondrial small ribosomal subunit.
GGUGAGUUUCACGAUUGACGCUUCGAUUCAAGCACAAAGCUAUUCAUAACCUGUUAGGAGACUACCCAAACUCUCUCUUUCAGAAACUAUAUACCUCAAACUUCAACAUGCUUAGAUUAUCCAAGCCGAUCAUCGGGACUGCCAAGCCUAGCCAGGCCAUCCGUUUCCGCACCCGUACUUCCAAGGUCCCAGUCACCGAUCCAGGCAGACACAACCCUUACUUGCGUAAGUUGCAAGAAGCUAGGGCACAGCCUAUAGUUGUUAAGAAGCCGGAAAUUGACACCAGCGCUCUUUGGCACAACCCGAGCCAGUGGUUAAGUCAGAAGUGUACCGCUGAGCAAAUCUUGAACUUCACCCAACAGAGACGUACCUUGUUGGGUAAGGACUUUAAGCACAACAAGGCUGAAUUUGAAGCCUUGUUAACCACCUCUGAUUACACUGGUUUGACCAAAGAUCACAUCAGAAUUCAAUACUACCAAGGUGACAAGGCCCUCCAAAGACUUCUCGGUGCUCCAAAGGCCAUCAAGAAUGCCAGAGACUUCGAAGCCCACGUUUACAACCCUGUGACUAUCAGAAGAGACUAUGAUUCUCAUGAGAAGCGUAAGAUCUUUGACCACCGUGAUGUUAGACACUUGAACCGUGCCGCAGCCUACGAAUUGCCAAAGUUGGCGUUGUAUAGGCAAGAAUUCCAACCUCCAAACCCAGUCGAGAAGCCAUUGAAGUUCAAGUUUAUCUCCAUGAUGGCCAGGCCACAGGAUGCACACAACCGUAAGGUUGUCUUGACCUGUAAAGUCGAAAACUUGAAACUCUCUGCUGAGUCUUCUCACAAGCUUAAGUUGUUGGCCGGCGUCAGAUACGAUCGUCGUACCGAUGAACUCAAGAUGAGCUGCACUAACCACGAAGAACCAGCCCAGAAUGUUAGAUACUUGGUUCAAAUCUUCGACAACUUGUUGGCGGAGGCUAAAGAUUUGAGCAAGGACUCCUUCAGUGAUAUUCCAUUGGAUGACAGACACAUCAGAGCUAAGGAGUCCAAGCAGAAGAAGCGUCUCUGCGACUUUGUUUUCCCAGAAGAAUGGAAGAGACCCCAGGACGCCCCCGUCCAAAUGGAGUGUGAAUUCGUUCCAAAGAGAUUGUUGGAGUUGAUCCACUAGGCUCUCCCAGUUCUCGGAUGACUAUAAAUAUAACGGCCCAGCCAUUCUCUGUAGAGGAGAUAUGGGUGAUGGCAUACACGUACAGAGUGCAUGUCAGUGAUACGGGUGUUAUUGACUUGCAUAACCAAAACAAA